GGCAGAUCCUAGCCUCUGAAAGGCAGAGCAUAAGCUUAAAAUAGAGCAAAGCAACUUGCAACAUUUCAGGUAUUGCAGUUCUGAAUGAAGGGAUGGCUUCCAGUGGACUGAAGCGAGAAGAAAGUGCUUUGCAUGCUCCAGCUCCUGAACAUGUGAAAGGCAUGCAGAUAAAAGAUGAAGACGAUGGCUACAAUAAGAAUUUAUUCUGUGUCCCCAGACAUUAUGAGGAUGACAUAGAAAGAGUCUUUAUACCUCAUGGCCUCAUCCUUGACAGAACGGAACGUCUGGCUAGAGACAUCAUGCAAGACAUGAGCAGCCGUCACAUCUUUGCCCUCUGCAUUCUGAAAGGAGGAUACAAAUUCUUUGUGGAUCUGAUGGACCACAUCAAAGCACUAAAUCGAAACAGAGAUCAUUCGGUCCCUAUCACGGUGGAUUUUGUGACACUAAGAAGCAACUGUAAUGACUCCUCAACAGAAAAUGACAGCAUCCUUGGAGAAGAGUUGCCUUCCUUGAAAGGAAAGAAUGUCUUAGUAGUAGAGGACAUUAUUAAAACUGGUAGAACAAUACAAACACUACUUUCUAAAUUAAAAGAGUAUGAACCAGGGAUGGUUAAGGUAGUAAGCUUACUUGUUAAAAGGACAACCAGAAGUUCCGGAUACCAGCCUGACUAUACGGGAUUUGAAAUUCCAGACAAGUUUGUGGUGGGAUAUGCUCUUGACUAUAAUGAAUACUUCAGGGAUCUAAAUCAUAUUUGCAUCCUGAAUGAGAAAGCCAAGGAGAAAUAUAAGGUGCAAUUAUCUCAUUGACUGGAAUAAUGGAGCAAGGGAACAUGCAGCAUUUAGAUGAACAGAAUGGAGAUCCAUCAGAAAGGAAAAGAGAAAAGAAAAAUGUAUAUCUUACAAAAGCUGGUAAGGUCAUCUUGGAGAGGCAUCCGGCAUUAUGUUAUCUCUGAAAUAAAGGAUUAUACAUUUCCAAAAUGGUUAGUGCGUAACAACACCAUCGACUCUCUUUAUGUCAUUGUAAACUGAAUGUAAACAUCCAUAGAAAACAUUCUUAUGUAACUGCGGUGGGAAAGAAUGUUAUUUCACUUCAGCUGGCCUAUGGAAAUCCUACAGUAAUGGGUGCUACAGGUUAAUUAAACCCAUUUGGCAAACUAAGCACAUUAUAGAAAAGGCUGCCUGUUCUGCGAAACCAACAAGGUUGUGAAAUAAAUCUGAACCUAAUUGGAAAACCACAUCGGUACACAAUGGUCACAGCAUGGUUUUUCCUAUCUUUGGCUUACAUUAUCAAUCGCAUUGCAAAUUUCACUGUUUAAAUGGUUAUUGGGCCUGCUCAAUGAGCCAUUCUAACAAGAUUGCAAUCCAAUGAAUUUGGCUGUUCUUAUCAUUGUUUGAGCACCACUGGUGUGCAUAAGCUGUUUUUACAAGUGCUAUAACCCAAAUAAAAGAGAGGUCUCUGUCCCCAGGUGCAUUCAAUGCACAUUUUGACAUCGCAAGAGAUGAGAGAGUAGAGAAUAACAGAGUGGAGAAAGACUACUGGAAGAUUGAUGUCAGCAGCAAAUAUGGUAGAAUGCACUAAAGUUUUUCCACAUAGUUUUAUGGCCAGAUCAGUUUGUAAUGUACCAUUGAUGAGAACUGAAAAGUUACAGUCUUCUUUGCACAUGACGUCUGUGUAUCUUGGGGUAUAAUUCUGGUAAUAGUUUCCAAAUAAAUACGUUGCUGUGCUUGGUUUCCGCACUGAAAUACCAUCAUACAAAGCUGACUUUCGAUUUGAGGGGGAUCUCUCAAGAGCACUAGCUCCCAAACUUUGGUCCUCCAGAUGUUUUGGACUUCAGCUCCCAAAAUUCCUGGCUUUGGGUCAAACAUACUAGGGCUUUGGGAAGCUGAAGUCCAAAAUACCCAGAGGACCAAAGUUUUGGAGCUACUGCACAAGAAGAUAACCUCUAUAUCUUAUAUUGUACGGUUGCAACAACUGUGCUAUAACAGUUCCACACAAGAUGAAGCUACCACUUAAAUUCCUCACCAUGGUUGCAUCUGCGCUGCAGAAAUAAUC
Molecule: messenger RNA, 2052 nt
Organism: Sceloporus undulatus (fence lizard)
Lineage: Eukaryota; Metazoa; Chordata; Lepidosauria; Squamata; Phrynosomatidae
Product: hypoxanthine-guanine phosphoribosyltransferase-like
Exons: 10
Coding region: 93-806 (237 amino acids)
Biological process (GO): hypoxanthine metabolic process; IMP salvage; guanine salvage
Molecular function (GO): hypoxanthine phosphoribosyltransferase activity; magnesium ion binding
Source: RefSeq, a predicted model, not a curated record